CGGAGAUUGGGAUCCGAUGGAUGAAGCACUACAUGGCCAGCAACAUACAACUCACAAAUAUAUAAACUCGAUGUUCUCGCUCCUGGAACGGCCGAAAGAACCAAUCCCACAGAUUUACUACAGCAAGACCAAAUAUGUCCGAUCAGAACAAGCCGGAAUCGUUUACGGAGAACGAUGCGUUCAACUCUGGAAAGCAUUGCGCAAAGACAGACUGCCGCACGCUCGACUUCCUACCCCUCGUCUGCCCCCACUGUCAUCUCGCCUUCUGUAGUUCGCAUGCACACGUCUUUUACCAUGACUGUUCACUCCCUCCAUUCUUGCGCGCGGAACGACGAGAAGAAGCAAGCACCUCGACUGGCGAUCCCGUUCGUCAGCUCGUCAACGACCACACGCCUCCGCCAGCUACCGUCAUCAAUGAAGACCGAAACGCGAAGGCUAAACAAAUCCUAGCCGCUCGCUUUCCUGUUGCAUCUAAGAGGGAGCGUCAGCCUACCCGCCCUGCCAAGGAGCUUAGUCCAGCAUUGAAACUGAUCAUGUUGAAACGGCAAGCCGUCAGUGGUGAUCCUCAGAAGAAGGAUAGUGCUGUUCCACCUAGUUCUCGAUGGUAUGGUCGUCUGGGUUGUGUUGUCCCCACUGGUGACCUGCAGAACCUGAAAUGGGACGAACAGCGCGCGUUGGCCACAGAGCCCAGGGCGAUAUGGUUUGACAAAAACACGGUUGUCGGAAAGAUAUUCGACAUGAUCAUAACCAUGUUCAAGCCUGAGCUCCUGUCGCAUUCUCACAGCGAUUCUACAUCAGACUUGCAAUUGUUCACGAUCCGUCCAGGGAACCAACUACAUCUUAUUACCAAUCAAUGUUCAGCAAUCUGGGCCGACGUCGUUGAAGAUGGCGAAGAAGUGUGGUUGACUCCUCGGCACAUCAACCUAUCUUGAAGGAAACCCAUUUCUAUCCCUGGAUCCAUAUCUUUAGAUUUCUUUUUUUGCCACCAGGUUUCCCUAACUUUUGUGAUACGGUAUCUCGGUCUUCAGUCCUCUCAAUCUCCUUUCCGGUCCCUAACUCAGUGUGCUACAUCACUACUCGAGGCGAUGAUGUAUUAAUAGACACAUUUGUAUGUACUCCGGAGUAAACCAUUGUUGCUAACAUCACACAAGUUGUAUCAACUUCAUGCUAUACCUAAUUGUACACAAUAGUGAACAAUCAUCAUUUUCUGGAAUUUACUGCUGAACAACACGAUUUCAAUCAAAUUCUUCAUGAAUAAAUCACUUUUAAUCAUGCCAAAAAAGUAGAAUAAUGUUCAUCGUACA
Messenger RNA from Puccinia graminis f. sp. tritici CRL 75-36-700-3, 1304 nucleotides. RefSeq lists its product as uncharacterized. The record is from RefSeq and is a predicted model, not a curated record. Lineage: Eukaryota; Fungi; Basidiomycota; Pucciniomycetes; Pucciniales; Pucciniaceae. The coding region runs from base 135 to 932 and encodes 265 amino acids. Gene Ontology annotation, cellular component: cytoplasm. The transcript is spliced from 2 exons. Gene Ontology annotation, molecular function: zinc ion binding.